Amphimedon queenslandica is the source of this 2901-nucleotide messenger RNA. RefSeq names its product trichohyalin-like. The transcript is spliced from 3 exons. Gene Ontology annotation, cellular component: actin filament. NCBI's taxonomy places the organism in Eukaryota, Metazoa, Porifera, Demospongiae, Haplosclerida, Niphatidae. The record is from RefSeq and is a predicted model, not a curated record. The coding region runs from base 53 to 2815 and encodes 920 amino acids. Gene Ontology annotation, biological process: actin filament polymerization.
UGAUCCCGCCUUUUACAGACCACGCCCACGGUUCAUAUGGCAACAGUACAAGAUGGUUGACACAGAAGAGGUGCUUCAGUCUCACAGAAACAAACUAAAGGAAGACAAGGAGCGUUUAAUGAGACCUUACAGGGUAGGUAUACUGCCUACUGAUGAAGGAAGAGCUUCUGCUAAUGAAGAAAGAAGGAAACUGAGGAGAGACGAGUACUUGAAGUACAUACAGAAAGAGAACCAGAGGUCACAGUCAGUGGCAGAGCUACGUAAAGAGCUAGCAGAUGAGCGUAAGAAAGAACUACAUUCUUACAGGGACAAGAGCUGGGCUGAUGAAGAGAGAGAACUGAUGAAAUGGUUGAGAGACAAAGGAAAUGUUAAGAGUGAACCAGACCCUCGGUCUUUAUCUGCUCCUGUACCUGGUGGGUGGAGUUUAGGAGCGAAAGAAGAGACAGCAGAAGAGAGAAGAGAGAGGCAGGCUAAGUAUCGAUUGGAACUAAUGGAGCAAAUAAAACAGCAACAAGAAAUGAAGAAUGGACCCCGCGACCCUCUAAAGAAAAGGAACAAUAAUAUCCCACCACACUCGCCUGAAACAAGGGACUCAAGAAGAACAAGAGACAGAGAACACUCUUACAGAGAACCCUCUAAUAGGGAAUCCUCUUACAGAGAACCCUCUAAUAGGGAACCCUCUUACAGAGAACUCUCAGGGAGGGACAGGUCUCAUAAAGAACUCCGUCAUAGAGAAGUCUCACCUCCCAUGGAUGAGUACCGGUUCAGGCCAGGAGAUAGACAUGAGUACAGGUCUCGUUAUUCACCUCCAGACUCCGCCUACUACAGACACCGGAACUAUCCUCCAUCUUAUCCCAGCCACGCCCAUUAUCCAAGCCCCGCCCCCUACUACUACCCUCCUUAUCCACACUAUCCUCCAAUGGCAGGAGGACCUUAUAACCACCCACCACCUCUCCCUCCUCCUUUUGGGUACCCACCACCUCAUGAUCUGCAGUAUGUACCUUCGGCCCCUCGUACCUCCAGGAGGAGAUCACCUGAUGCUAGGCACUCCCCUUCACCUCCUCCUGAGGUCAGGGAAGAUAAGAAAGACUCACGGAUCAGGGAGAGUGCCAAGGAGCCAUUUAAGACCAUCUUAAAGAAGAAAGAAAAGGAGAAAAGAGACAGAGAGAACUUCAUAAAGAGAAUGGAGGAUGAUACUUAUGACCCAUGGGGCCGACCAGGGGGAGGGGCUCCGUUAACUGACGCCUCUGGCAACCUAGUGACUGAGAGAGGACUCAUGAGGAAAUCCUUUGAUGAGUUGAGCCCAAGACUCAGCGAUGAGGAAAAGAAGAGACUGCAGCAGGAGAAACAAAAGGAGGAACUGAUGAAACAAAUUAAUGAAAAAGAAGAACAAAAAAUGAAAGAAAAGCUAGCGAAACAGCUUGAGGAUGAGAAGGAGGAGAACAGAAUAAAACAAGAAAUGAAGUACCUUCACCUUCAAACUGAGAGAGAGAGAGAGAGGGAGAAGGAAAGAGUGGAAAUGAAAGUUACUGACUCAAGCAAAGUGGAGGAGCAAGAUCAGUUUAAAGAUGAAGGACUAUCCAAACAAGAAAUAGUGGAGAAGAAAUAUCGAGAAGAUCUUGAGAGAAAGAAAAUGAAAAAACAAUUAGAGCAAGAAAGACUUGAUAGACUUGCUGAUAAAAUGGCUUCCAGUCACGUUGAUGAUAAUAACUAUCAGCAAUACACCCCUCCCACUGCCCCACCCCCAAGAUCCCCACCAAUCCCAACACUGAGAAAUAAACCAAACACCAUCCAACAGGAACAACCUCCCAUCGAAGAAUCACGCCCCAUUCCCACUCCUUUGAUAGAUAACCCUGCUCCUUCUCAAGCCCCACCCAUUUACCACACCCAGUGUGAGCCUCAAGCUCCGCCCAUUUACCAUACUCAAUGUGAACCAAUAGUGUCACCAUCACCUGAUGUAGUGAGGCUGCCAGUGGAGGGAGAAGGGGCGGGGCUUAAUAAUGGAAUGAAACAGACACUGUCGCUACUUAAGAAUCAGUUAAUUAGAAACCUGGCGCAGUCUGAACAUGAAAGAAUCAAUAACCGUCAAAAUAGAAAUAACAAUCCACCUUCUUUGUUCCAUUCUGAUGUACGUCCUACUUAUGAUUCUCAUUCUGUACCACAACCUCAUUCCCAUUCCACUCAUUCUCAUUCCCAUCGUGUGCCUCAACCUCAUUCCCAUUCCAUGCAACCUCAUGCUCAUUUCACUCAUUCUCAUUUGCGUCAACCUCAUUCCUGUUCCACUCAUUCUCAUAAUCCGGUUCCAAUGAUGAAACCUGUGAUACCAAGAGGUCCAGCACCACCUGAUGCUGUUAAUACUUUCAAUCGUAUCAAAUACGGGGGCCCCCCUACUGAUUCCAGACUCUCUUUCUGGAGGCAGUAUCCGGAGCCUCCUUCAACCACUGAUGAUCUGGAGCUGCAGCAGGAGGCCUUGUUGCAUCACCAAAGGAAGGAAAGAGAGAGAAUCAGUCCUCAUUAUGAUACUCAAGCUCCUCCUCCUCCUCGUGGCCCCUCCCGUCAAUCUCAAGUUACAAUUAAUACAAUAGAUAUUGAGGGACUGGCCGCCAGGAAUGAAGAGAGAAAGAGGAAAUUGGAAGCCAUAUUGCAAGGACGUCAGAACCAACAGCAACAAGACAGGUCUGCUUUGGAUGGUUUUAUGAAAACUUUUAAUGAAAGAGAACCAGAUCAUGUGACCACUGGGGGCGUGGCUUCAAGGGACCCUUCAAGUGUUAGUCUUGAGUGUGACACUGUAUUUCAGACUUUACCUUCAAACUAACUCAAUAACUAAUUAACUAACUGAUUGAUUAACUAACUGUACAAGCAACUGCUAAUAGAGUCAGGUAAUAAUGUACUUUAAAACUA